Fusarium redolens is the source of this 762-nucleotide messenger RNA. RefSeq lists its product as uncharacterized. The coding region runs from base 1 to 762 and encodes 253 amino acids. The record is from RefSeq and is a predicted model, not a curated record. NCBI's taxonomy places the organism in Eukaryota, Fungi, Ascomycota, Sordariomycetes, Hypocreales, Nectriaceae. The transcript has a single exon.
AUGGAAAACAACCCCCGUGAGACAUACGGUCGCUCUUCGAUCAACCGAAUCAAUUCAUCUUUGCAGAAUCCCUGUAAAGAAAAUAACCGACAGACAUUUAGCGAGCCUUUCAGUCCUACAGGUCUGCUCGGGGAAAGAUAUGAUCUGCUCAAACAGCAAAUGGAGGCUAGUUCGCGGAUAGCCGAGCAACACGACAGUCCAUUCACAAGGGGACUUCUGGGAUCUCUCGCCGAGCCCAAUACACGGGGCUACCGCGCUUCAUACGAUGGCACUAGAGUUGGAGGCGAUUUAACUAGAGUGGCGUCAACAGCGAGCUCUUCGAAUCGUUUCGGACCAAGAAGAACACCAAGUGUAUCCUCUGUCAGAACAGACUCCAUCUAUUGCGCUCAAUCUGGUGUUACACCACCUCCCCUGUUGGAUAUAACGUCGUCACUUCCCCAACGACGACCAUCAAGGCGAGAUCGGAACUGUCAAGGUGUCAGAUCACCAACUGUUCAACCACUACUGAGUUUGCCCGAGAUAUCGACCAACCAGUGGAACAACUCUCAUCCACCAGCGCUCGGUCGAAGUCAUUCAGUUGCUGUUCGGUCUUCAAGUGGCUCUUGGGGCCCUUCACGAAGCAGAUCCGGCUCACAUCCAACAUCAGAGCUCUCGACACUCGGUCGCCGUGUCUCCACAGCUACUGCUCCAGCUCGACCUGAAACCUGGUAUCAAGGUGAUAGGACCGAGCCGAAGCGUCGAGGGAUGUUACGGAGUUGCUGA